CUAUAAGCACCACGCGGUCUUCGGUCUUUCUUCAGGCACAAUGAGUCCCGCCCUCCAGCGAGGCGUCCGGACUCUGUCUUGGACACGAGUUGUCCCUCGCGCCCAUCGACAGGCCAGAUGCAUUCAGAUUCGCGCGGCGCCUUCGGAAGAGCCUACCGUCAACGGCGACCAUCUGCCCCUCGCCGGCACACCUAGCUCCGCCGCAUCGCGAGACGCGCGCUUCGAUGUCGUCGGCGCUCCAUAUUCACUCCUCUCGGUAUCGCUUUCGGCAUCGCAGAACCUGUACACGCGCCGGGGAACAUUGGUUGGAUUGAGUGGCAAGGCGGAUAAUGUGGUUUCGACGUUGAGCGUCCUCGAACCCUUCCGCAGGGCACCUCUGGGCGUGCCUUUCCUUUAUCAAAAGAUUUCCUCAGCGAGCCCCGUCACAGCCCUCGUUUCCGUUCGGUCUCCGACGACCUCUUUCGCGGUUGUGAACCUCAAUGGCUCCGUGGAUUGGAUGGUUGCCCAGCGUCGUGCUCUGCUGGCAUGGACAGGCCGGUCCUUGUCCAUCAAGCCGACCAUCAACACCAACCUAAGCUUGGCUCACUGGGGUAGCUCCGAGGUCACUGGUAGGGGAUUGAUCGCGUUGGUAGGCCAAGGUCAGGUCUACUCUGUAGAGUUGAAGGCUGGCGAGCAAUACGUCGUUCACCCCAGCAACAUUAUCGCCUAUACCAUGGCUUCCAACCCUCCUCGCCCCUACCGUUUCAAAUCCACAACCCUGAGCUUCCAGGUUCCCGGCCUAAAGACACUCCCACGUCUGUUGCAAGGCAACAAGUUCAUCCAGGACGUUUCCGACUCCAAGGCAUGGAAGAACACCAUGAGCUUCCUUCACAAGAUUCGGACAUGGUCUCGGAAGACCAUCUGGGGAGAUAGACUCUUCCUGCAAUUCGAUGGACCUGCAACCAUUCUCAUGCAAACUCGUGGACCUCGCGUCAACGACAUUCUCUCCGAGCGUCAAAUCACUGAACUCGCCGAUGCCCCCCGGGGAAUCACCAGCCUCGCACCGCAAGAGUCCAGCAAGCCCACUCCCUCAGAGGCAGAAAUCUCUCGUUCGGUCGAGAACUUGGACCAGGAGAUCCGGGGAAUCCGUCAGAGCGUGGCAGAGAUCCGAAAGGACGGCAGCGUCGUGAUCAAGGAGGUCGGCCGUACGACUCCCAAGGAUGCGUAAGGGCGUGCCAUUCGCUCUAUCUCUCCCCGCACUAGAGGCUAUUUUCUUUUGGUAUGGUUUACUUUGCAUCUUGUAUAACAUUUUGGGCGUCAUGAAAACACAGCUGCGGCCAGUCAAAUCAAUUUCCUUUUUCUCUGUCAAGAUGGACUACUUUCUGCGUUUUAAGUACACGGAUCUUCUGUCUGUCCACUUGAGAUUAAGCUCUAACUGGACUAUUCCAGGAGCGCCACUGGUCCCCCAUCCAUAGCCAUUUGUAACUCUCAAGUCACGAAUUGUAUGCCUGUGAAAUUCGCCUGAAAUCUUGCCAGGUCUUCCGGGCUGACUCGUGCGUAUGACGGUGCGGUGAGAGUGAGAGUGAUCUUCUUUAAAUAAGGAAAAAUUUUCUAAAGAGAUAGACGCUGUCAGCACAAUCCAGUCAAAGCCCCGUAUUCAAGAAACCAACCAUCAGCCGCUUCGCCAACCGAUUCUGCAUCUGGUUAUCAUCAAAAGCACCAUGCAUGCCACUGUGACCAGCCCGGACGUCAAUAGUGAGAUCGUGAAGCGCAAACCCUCCAAUCUCAGGCAAAGAGAGUAACCGCUGUCCAGGACGGAUAUAAAUUUUCACAAAGCGCAGACGUGGAAAGCUCAAUCUUUCAAGAACCCGGUUCUCCUUAUAGGAACCAUGAGGGUCAUUCUCAAGGACAAGAUCCACUACAAAGUUCGCGUAAACCUGUUUGCGCUCUCGAGGAAGCCUUCUUCCAAGGGUACGGAGUUUGGAGAAUGGCAAUGGAGUCCACCAUAGGUAUCGCAUUGCUUCGUGGAACCAGAGUGUAUUGACCAGUGCGUAGUUGACGAAUCUAGUCUUUGCGGAUGUUUGGUUGAAUGGCCCGUCGUAUUCUUUGUAGCCGCCUGCGUCCCAUUGAAGGAUCUCAGAGACUAGUUCUGGCGUGGAGAGUACGAGUUGUGUUGCGGUCAUGACUGUGGGUGGGGUUUGAUGGAUUCGGCGUAGAAUAGGUGGUUUGAAGGGGCUUUUUG
This is a messenger RNA of Penicillium brasilianum, 2221 nucleotides long. The record is from the annotation of a GenBank genome assembly. NCBI's taxonomy places the organism in Eukaryota, Fungi, Ascomycota, Eurotiomycetes, Eurotiales, Aspergillaceae.